GUUCCUACAGUACAGAAUCAUCUGUAAAUAACUAUCCUGACUGACCGAUCAAUGAUGGAGAGAGACAGAGACAAGAUGGCCGACAGGAUCAUAAACCUCACCCUACAGAUACUCUUCCGGCUUACUGGAGAGGAUUACACAGUAGUGAAGAAGUCCUCUAGUGGGCGCUGUCGGGCCCCUGUGUGUGAAGGAUGGGGAAGAACCCUGAGCCCAAUCCUGGGGCCCCCACCUCACCCCCUGAUACAUGAGGAAAUGGAGGAACAGAAGAUCCUAGAACUUAUCAACAAGAUGAUGGAGCUGCUGACUGGAGAGGUUCCUAUAAGGUGUCAGGACGUGGCGGUGUAUUUCUCCAUGGAGGAGUGGGAGUAUGUAGAAGGACACAAGGAUCAGUACAAGGAUCAGGUGAUGAUGGAGGAUCAGCAGCCCCUCACAUCAGCAGUCAGAUCCAGUAAGAGAACAGCAGCAGAGAGGUGUCCCCGUCCUCUUCUUCCACAGGAUCAGGAUCAGGCAGAAGAUCUGAUCUGUAUUAAUGCUAUAGACCUAAAGGAAGAAGAAGAGACAGAUGUGAGCUGUAAUGAGCAGUAUAAGGAGUACAUUCCUACAGGGAAAGAUCCGAUGUAUAUUAACGCUAUAAACAUAAAGGUAAAAGAAGAAGAGACAGAUGUGAGCGGUGAUGAUCAGUAUAAAGAGGACACUCCUACGGGGACAUAUCUAAAUUAUAUUAAUGCUAUCAACAUAAAGGUAAAAGAAGAAGAGACAGAUGUGAGCGGUGAUGAGCAGUAUAAGGAGGACAUUCUUACAGGUAACCACCCAGAUGACUGUACUGGGAGCUCAGAGGGACAUUUCACAUAUUCAGAUUAUAAAGCAGAUGAUGAUAUCACACAAGAUACAUAUGAAGAACAUUCCAUUAUCCCAGAUACACCCUCAGCCCUUCACAGACAAGAUCUGUCAUCUCAUCCUGUUAUACAGAUGGUCGUUGAACGUGAAAGAAUUCAUACAGUGAAGAAGCCACUGUCAUGCUCAGAAUGUGGGAAAUGUUUUACUCAGAAAUCAAAGUAUGUUGAACAUCUGAGAACUCACACAGGAGAGAAGCCGUUUUCAUGUUCAAGCUGUGGGAAAUGUUUUAUUUCAAAAUCAUAUCUUCUUCAACAUCAGAAAUAUCAUACAGAAAAGAAACCAUUUCCAUGUUCAGAAUGUGGGAAAUGUUUUACCCUGAAAUCGCACCUUGUUGAACAUCAAAAAACUCACACAGGAGAGAAGCCAUUUUCAUGUGCAGAAUGUGGGAAAUGUUUUAUUCGUAAAUCAGACCUUGUUGUACAUCAGAGAACUCACACAGGAGAGAAGCCAUUUUCAUGUUCAGAAUGUGGGAAAUGUUUUACUUCAAAAAAACUACUUACUAAACAUCAAAAAACUCACACAGGGGAAAAGCCAUUUUCAUGCCCAGAAUGUGGAAAGUGUUUUAUUGCGAAAUCAAACCUUGUUGAACAUCAGAGAACCCACACAGGAGAGAAGCCAUUUUCGUGCCAAGACUGUGGGAAAUGUUUCACUCAGAAAUCAGACCUUGUUAAACAUCAGAGAAUUCACACGGGGGAGAAGCCAUUUUCAUGCCCAGAAUGUGGGAAAUGUUGUACUCAGAAAUCGGAUCUUGUAAAACAUCGGAGAAUUCACACAGGGGAGAAGCCAUUUUCGUGCACAGAAUGUGAGAAAAGUUUUUUUUCCAAAUCAAGUCUUCUUCAGCAUCAAAAAACGCACACAGGGGAAAGACCAUUUUCAUGUUCAGUGUGCGGGAAAUGUUUUGUUUGGAAAUCAGAUCUUGUUGUACAUCAGAAAAUUCACACAAGGACAGUAGUGAAGAAGUCCUCUAGUGGGCGCUGUCGGGCCCCUGUGUGUGAAGGAUGGGGAAGAACCCUGAGCCCAAUCCCGGGGCCCCCACCUCACCCCCUGAUACAUGAGGAAAUGGAUGAACAGAAGAUCCUAGAACUGAUCAACAAGAUGAUGGAGCUGCUGACUGGAGAGGUUCCUAUAAGGUGUCAGGACGUGGCGGUCUAUUUCUCCAUGGAGGAGUGGGAGUAUGUAGAAGGACACAAGGAUCAGUACAAGGAUCAGGUGAUGAUGGAGGAUCAGCAGCCCCUCACAUCAGCAGUCAGAUCCAGUAAGAGAACAGCAGCAGAGAGGUGUCCCCGUCCUCUUCUUCCACAGGAUCAGGAUCAGCUUAUGAAUCAGGAUGAACAUCUGAACUAUAUUAAUGCUACAGACAUAAAGGAAGAAGAAGAGACAUAUGUGAGCAGUGAUGAGCAGUAUAAGGAGGACGUUCCUACAGGGAAAGAUCUGAUCUAUAUUAAUGCUACAGACAUAAAGGAAGAAGAAGAGACAGAUGUGAGGGGUGAUGAGGAGCUUAUGGAGGACAUUCCUACUGGGAACCAUCUAGAUUCUUGUAUCAGGAGAUCAGAGGAGAAUCUUAUAUCUUCAGAUUAUAAAGCAGAUGAUGAUAUCACACAAGAUACAUAUGAAGAACAUUCCAUUAUCCCAGAUACACCCUCAGCCCUUCACAGACAAGAUCUGUCAUCUCAUCCUGUUAUACCCGUCCUGUCUUCUGAUCCAUCACAGACUGGUACACAAAAUAAAAAUCAUCGAUGGCGUAUUAAACAUGAAUCAGCUCAUACAGAAGAGGAGACAUUUGAUUGUGGAAAAUAUUUUACACAGAAAUCACAUCGUGUUGACCAUCAAAAAACUCACACUGGGGAGAAGCCAUUUUCAUGUUCAGAAUGUGGGAAAUGUUUUACCUUGAAAUCAAAUCUUGCUAUUCAUCUGAAAAUUCACACAGGGGAGAAGCCAUUUUCAUGUCAAGAAUGUGGGAAAUGUUUCUCAAGGAAAGAACAUCUUGUUUACCAUCUAAGAAAUCACACGGGUGAAAGGCCAUUUUCAUGUCUAAUGUGUUGGAAGUGUUUCCCCCGGAAGGGAGAUCUUGUUGAACAUCAGAAAAGUCACACAGGGGAAAAGCCAUUUUUAUGUUCAGAAUGUGGGAAACGUUUUUCUAAGAAUUCAGAUCUUCUUAAGCAUCAAAAAAUUCACACGGGAGAGAAGCUAUUUUCAUGUUCAGAGUGUGGGAAAUGUUUUACAAGGAAAGCACAUCUUAGUGAACAUUGGAGAACUCACACAGGAGAGAAGCCAUUUUCCUGCUCAGAAUGUGGGAAUUGUUUUACCCAGAAAUCAAGUCUUGUUGAACAUUUGAAAAUUCACACAGGGGAGAAGCCAUUUAUAUGCUCAGAAUGUGGCAAAUGUUUUUCAUCCAGAAAACUGCUCACUAAACAUCAUAGAACUCACACAGGGGAGAAGCCAUUUUCAUGCAUAGAAUGUGGGAAAGGUUUUACAAAAAAAUUACAUUUUGUUAAACAUCAAAGAAAACACACAGAAUCUUCGUCUUCCCACGGUGGAGCUGAAGAUCGUUCGCACAUGAAACUUGAGAUUUGCGCUUUAUCUACUAUUCAGCUUGUGAUCUUAUCCAUCCAGGAGAGAGAGAAGACGUCAUCUACAAUGUUCUGUCUGCUGAAAUAUUUCAUCUUAUUAUCUCCUGUAUCUGUAUUUUUUUCUUACAUUGGCUCAGAUUCCUCCACCCCAGGAUCCUCUGCUGAUAUCUUCUAUAUAAGAGAAGUUUCCUGGUCAACCAUGGAGAGAGACAGGAACAAGAUGGCCGACAGGAUCAUAAACCUCACCCUACAGAUACUCUUCCGACUUACUGGAGAGGAUUACACAGUAGUGAAGAAGUCCUCUAGUGGGCGCUGUCGGGCCCCUGUGUGUGAAGGAUGGGGAAGAACCCUGAGCCCAAUCCCAGGGCCCCCACCUCACUCCCUGAUACAUGAGGAAAUGGAUGAACAGAAGAUCCUAGAACUCAUCAACAAGAUGAUGGAGCUGCUGACUGGAGAGGUUCCUAUAAGGUGUCAGGACGUGGCGGUGUAUUUCUCCAUGGAGGAGUGGGAGUAUGUAGAAGGACACAAGGAUCAGUACAAGGAUCAGGUGAUGAUGGAGGAUCAGCAGCCCCUCACAUCAGCAGUCAGAUCCAGUAAGAGAACAGCAGCAGAGAGGUGUCCCCGUCCUCUUCUUCCACAGGAUCAGGAUCAGCUUAUGAAUCGGGAUGAAGAUCUGAGCUAUAUUAAUGCUAUAGACAUAAUAGUGAAAGAAGAAGAGACAGAUGAGAGCGGUGAUGAGCAGUAUAAGGAGGACAUUCCUACUGGUAAUUGCCCAGAUGACUGUACCAGGAGAUCAGAGGAGAAUCUUAUAUCUUCAUAUUAUAAAGCAGAUGAUGAUAUCACACAAGAUACAUAUGAAGAACAUUCCAUUAUCCCAGAUACACCCUCAGCCCUUCACAGCCAAGAUCUAUCAUCUCAUCCUGUUAUACCCGUACUAUAUCCUGGUUCAUCACAGACACUUGAACAAAAUAAAAGUUAUAGAAAAGGUGUUAAACAUAAAAGAACUCGUACAGAAGAAAAGCCUUUUGCAUGUUCAGAAUGUGGGAAAUGUUUUACUGUGAAAUCUAAUCUUGUUCAACAUCAAAAAACUCACACAGGAGAGAAGCCAUUUCCAUGCCUAGAAUGUGGGAAAUGUUUUAAUCGUAAAUCAAAUCUCUUUGAACACCUGAAAAUUCACACAGGGGAGAAGCCAUUUUCAUGUCAAGAAUGUAGAAAAUUUUUUACUCGUAAACUGGAUCUUAUCCUACAUCAAAGAAAUCACACGGGGGAGAAGCCAUUUUCGUGCUCAGAAUGUGAAAAGUGUUUUACUAUGAAAUCACAUCUUGUGAGGCAUCGGAUAAUUCACACAGGGGAGAAGCCAUUUUCAUGUUCAGAAUGUGGGAAAUGUUUUACCGUGAAGUCGUAUCUUGUUGAACAUCAAAAAUCUCACACAGGAGAGAAGCCGUUUUCUUGUUCGGAAUGUGGGAAAUGUUACAGCAAUAAAUCAUCUCUUGUUAAACAUGAAAAAUCUCACACAGGGGAGAAGCCGUUUUCAUGCCGUGAAUGUGGGAAAUGUUUUACUAUGAAAUCACAACUUGUUAGACAUCAGAGAAUUCACACGGGGGAGAAGUCGUUUUCAUGCCAAGAAUGUGGAAAAUGUUUUACUCAGAGAUCAAAUCUCAUUAUACAUCAGAGAACUCACACAGGGGAGAAGCCGUAUCCGUGCCCAGAAUGUGAAAAAUGUUUUACUCAGAAAUCAACUCUUGUUGCACAUCAAAGAACUCACACAGGGGAGAAGCCAUUUUCAUGAACUGCAUGUGGAAAGUCGAAACGUAUCCUAACAUAACAAGAAUAAAAAGUACAGACAUAAAUAAA
This is a messenger RNA of Hyla sarda, 5321 nucleotides long. Its product is annotated as zinc finger protein 850-like. The record is from RefSeq and is a predicted model, not a curated record. Gene Ontology annotation, molecular function: DNA-binding transcription repressor activity, RNA polymerase II-specific. NCBI's taxonomy places the organism in Eukaryota, Metazoa, Chordata, Amphibia, Anura, Hylidae. The transcript has 17 exons. Gene Ontology annotation, biological process: negative regulation of transcription by RNA polymerase II. The coding region runs from base 52 to 5256 and encodes 1734 amino acids.